GAGGUUGCUGAUCGGGUGACGUCAACCAGGUGACUACGUACACUGUCACAGUAUGACGAAGGUUGGUCUUCUUGUUGUAGCCGUGGCGGCUCAUUUGAGCGUAAUACAUGGUGACUGUGUAUACGAUGGUACAACCUAUAUCAACGGUGCCAGUUUUCUAGACAGUGAAGGUUGCAACACAUGUUAUUGUAACGAUGACCAUAUUGCAUGUACUGAAAAGCUAUGCGUGAGUCCAGAAGUCAACGUCCAGGAACCUCCUCAAGUGCCCGAAGACGAAGUGAUGUUGGACUUCUGCACGUACAAUGGGAAGGAAUACAGAGAGGGUGAAAGCUUUAAAGACAAAAACGAUUGCAACACUUGCUUAUGCAGGGGUGGAUUCAUCGAAUGUACCGAGAUGUUCUGUGAACCUCUGGCAUAGACUCCUACAUUUGCAAGGAUUCUGGGCCAAGUUGAUGUCUAUAGUAGAGUACUAGCUGUUUUAUGUAUCAUUAGUGCUUGCUGCAUAAUAUCAAAUAACUAAAAAAUUGUUUGGUUUUAUGAGGCUGCUGCAUGUUUUACCAGUUAGUGGAUUAGUAUACAAUCUUGCUACAACGUUGUGAGUGUGUGUGUGUGUGUGUGUGUGUGUGUGUGUGUGUGUGUGUGUGUGUGUGUGUGUGUGUCUGUCUGUUUUUACUCAUUAGCAAUAGUCUCGGACUACAAGUAGAACAUUUCAUUUUAACAAUAACUGUUUGUAGUAGUGAAGAUUGUUGACAAUAAACUUGAUUCU
Messenger RNA from Corticium candelabrum, 766 nucleotides. Its product is annotated as kielin/chordin-like protein. NCBI's taxonomy places the organism in Eukaryota, Metazoa, Porifera, Homoscleromorpha, Homosclerophorida, Plakinidae. The record is from RefSeq and is a predicted model, not a curated record. Gene Ontology annotation, cellular component: extracellular region. Bases 53 to 418 code for a protein of 121 amino acids. The transcript is spliced from 5 exons. Gene Ontology annotation, molecular function: peptidase inhibitor activity.